GUGACUUAUUCUUCGUUCGUAUCACAAUUGGUAAAGAGACUUGCCGAGCUCCGCAAACCGCCAUGCCUUUAACCAAUCUUCACCUAUAAACUCUUUCGUAUUUGGUGCAAUCGGAGAAAUUAGGGUUUUUUUCUGAGACAAUUGGAGGUUUUACUUUAAAGUUCUUCUGGCUCUGGUGUGAAGACGAUCACUUGUUGGUUCUAUCUAAGUUUCAUCGUCUUCGUUGUACUCCGAAAUUGAGGAACAAACCCUGGAGAGUCACAGUUCCGUGUUAGUGUUUCUGCAGCGUUGUGUCAGUGGUGGUUUUGUAUAUCCGCCGCUCGUUAAUUGUGGAGAUGGAGACCAACUCUUCUCUUUUUGGUUUAGUUUCUCCUAGCUCGCAUGAUUUGGUCAUUGAGAUUUUUUUUGUUUUGUUUUGUAGAGGCUUGCUUCUGUGGGGGUUCCUAAGAAAUACCGCUCUAAACGUGGCCUAGUGGAAUUCGUUAGAGCUAACCCGGCCAAGAUUUCAGAGUUAGUCUCUGCUCUCUUACCUACAGAUGACGAUGUUAAACUAGGAUUGAAAGAAGCUAGGGAACGGCCUCGAAAGUCUGCUGUGAGUCCUACCAUGAAAAAGAGGUUCAGGGAGAGCAUGAAUAUGCUGCAGUGGUUGAUGUUCCAGGAUGAGCCUGAUGUUUCUUUGAGGAAUCUAGCAAAACUGAAUCUUGAUCAGCGAGGUGUUUGUGGCUCUGUCUGGGGACAGAAUGAUAUAGCAUAUAGGUGUAGGACAUGCGAGAAUGACCCAACUUGUGCAAUCUGCGUGCCUUGUUUCCAGAAUGGGGAUCACAACUCCCACGAUUAUUCAAUCAUCUACACAGGUGGUGGUUGUUGUGAUUGUGGGGAUGAAACAGCAUGGAAACCUGAUGGUUUCUGUUCAAAUCAUAAAGGUUCUGAACAGAUUCGACCCCUCUCAGAAAAUCUAGCAAAUUCAGUUGGGCCUAUACUUGAUGCCCUUUUUACUUGUUGGAAUAACAAGCUCUUAUCUGCAGAAAGUAGUGGUCAGAAAGGUGCUAGAUCCAACGAUACUCUUGUGAUACUCCAAAAGAUGUCAAACGAGCUGACAUUUAUAGUGGUUGAAAUGCUUCUGGAGUUUUCUAUGUCCAGUGAGAGUUUGCUCAGUUUUGUUUCUAGAAGGAUUAUCUCUUCAAGUGGUUUAUUGAGCAUUCUCUUAAAGGCUGAGAGGUUCUUGGACCAAGAUGUUAUGAAGAAACUACAUGACUUGUUCCUCAAAUUAAUAGGAGAUCCAGUCUUCAAGUGUGAAUUUGCUAAAGCAUUUGUGAGUUAUUAUCCAGUUGUGAUAAGCGAAGUGGUUAAGCAGGGUACUGAUAAUGCAUUCAAGAAAUAUCCUCUACUGUCCACAUUUUCUGUGCAAAUCCUCACGGUGCCAACUCUAACACCAUUUCUGGUGAAGGAAAUGAAUUUGCUAGCUAUGCUUUUGGGAUGCCUCAGUGAUAUCUUUGUUUCUUGUUCUGGGGAGGAUGGUUUGCUACAGGCUACAAAGUUGGAACGGUUGUGUGAGACAAGUGAACGUGUCAUUGGAGACUUGAAAUUUGUUAUGAGCCAUGCUAUAGUUUCUAAGUAUGCAACACAUGAACACCGGGAGUUAUCAAGAUCAUGGUUGACACUCUUGACCUUUGCUCAAGGAAUGAAUCCUUUAAAAAGAGAGACUGGAAUCCCUAUUGACGAAGAAAAUGAUUACAUGCAUCUGUUCUUUGUUUUGGGUCAUUCUAUAGCUGUUAUUCACUCUCUAUUGGUUAAUGGUACAUAUUCUGCUGCCAGUGAUGAAGAAAUAGAAAAUGAUAGAAACGCCAAGGAAGAAUUUGACAAGUGUGAUGGAGAUGGAGAAAGGUAUGCAAAAGUUGGAAGAUUGUCUCAUGAAGAUUCUGUAUGUACUGCGAUUGUAAGCAGCAGCUCCUUUGAUAGCUCAAUGGCCUCUGAAGUCCACAAAAUUGAUCCUUUCCAUGCCCUGCUUCCUUCUUCUGCCAUAUAUUUGAUACGCGAAUGUUUGAAAGUUUUGGAGACAUGCUUAGGAAAUGAUGAAGGUAUAUCAAAGUUUCUUUGCAAGUUGUCCUCUUCUAGCGGCAGAAACAUCCCUGAAAGUAAGAUGUCGUGGCCAAGGAGAGAUUUGUUAAAUGUUGAAACUGGAGGAAGUGUAUCUAGUAAUCUUGCCAGUUCUAGUAGAGAUCCGAGUACUGGCUUAUCACCUCUAUGCGGCGAUAUUCAAACAAAUCUUAGCUUGGAUAAUGUUUGUGGACCGUAUGGGGUGGUUCAGACAGAUGUUACAGCUGACUCUAAAAGAGUAUCUUGCAACUCUGCUGAUUUGACAAAGAAUGCAUCAGGAUUACGUAUACUUGGUCUGUGUGAUUGGCCGGACAUUCACUAUGAUGUGAGUUCUCAGGCCAUAUCAGUUCAUCUUCCUUUGCACCGGUUACUUUCUCUGCUAAUACAAAAAGCAUUAAGGAUAUGUUAUGGAGAAUCUGCAUCAUACAAUGGAGUCAGUAUUAGUCAUGAGAUCCCACAUGCAGACUUCUUCAGCUCCGUGAUAGGAGAUUUCCAUCCUUGUGGAUUUUCUGCACUCGUUAUGGAACAUGUUCUACAGAUUAGGGUGUUUUGUGCCCAGGUUAUCGCUGGAAUGUGGAAGAAGAAUGGGGAUUCUGCAUUAGUAUCUUGUGAGUGGUAUCGGUCAGUUCGUUGGUCAGAACAGGGACUUGAGCUUGAUCUAUUUCUUCUCCAGUGUUGUGCUGCGUUAGCUCCCGCAGAUUCUUAUGUUGAUAAGCUUCUCAGUCGAUUUGGGCUCUCAAGCUAUCUUUCACUUAAUCCGGAUAUAACAAAUGAGUAUGAACCAGUUUUGGUCCAGGAAAUGCUUGGUCUUCUGAUACAGAUUCUGCAAGAAAGACGAUUUUGUGGUCUUUCUACUGCUGAAAGUUUGAGAAGAGAGAUCAUCUUCAAGUUAGCCACUGGAGAUUUCACUCAUAGUCAAUUGGUCAAAUCUUUACCCCGUGACCUGUCCAAGUCGGACGAGCUCCAGGAGGUCUUAGAUGACGUUUCAGUCUAUUGCAAUCCAUCCGGCAUGAACCAGGGAAAGUAUUCACUACAGUCAUCUUGUUGGAAGGAAUUGGAUCUCUACCACCCUCGUUGGCAGUCGAGAGACUUGCAAUCUGCAGAAGAAAGAUUUUCGCGUUAUUGUGGAGUGUCUGCGUUGACCACUCAGCUUCCGAGGUGGAGAAUGAUCUAUCCACCUCUAAAGGGGCUUGCUAGAAUAGGCACUUGCAAAGCCACAUUUCAAAUAAUUUCAUCUGCUUUAUACUACGCACUACAGAGUGGUACAUCAGUUAAAUCACGUGCUCCUGAUGGUGUUCUCAUAACUGCACUGCAGUUACUCUCGUUAUCAUUGGAUAUUUGCACUCAGCAGAGGCAAUCUAAUAGUCAGGAUUGUUGCUUAGAAAAUUCAAUUCCAAUUCUCGAAUUAGCUGGUCUGGAAAUAAUUGGUAUAGCUCAAGGGACUGAAAAAGAAAGUUUAUUGUCUCUUCUUGUUUCGUUAAUGAAGACUCGUAUGGGAGAUGGCCGCCAUCAAUUUCCAGAGCCAGGCAGUUGCAAUAUUUCGUCCUGGAUUGGAAAUCUGCUGAAGAAGUUCAGUGCAAUUGAUUCUGUUUGUAUGAACCUAUUGCAAAGUCUUGCCCCCGAGGUGGUUGGUCAAUCUGGCUUCGAUAAAGUCAUGUCAGGUUCUACUUCUGAUGAGAAGCGCAAGGCUAAAGCUAAAGAGAGGCAGGCUGCUAUUAUGGCAAAAAUGAAAGCUGAACAGUCAAAGUUCUUGUCUACCUUGAGUUCCAGCAUGGAUGAUGAUGAUCCGAGAUCUGAAUUUGAAACAAGUGAUUCUGUGAUGGAACAUGAUUCAGAAAUAGCUGUCCGUGAAGUUUGCUCCCUCUGCCAUGACCCAGAUUCCAAAGACCCCGUUUCUUUCUUGAUUUUUCUCCAGAAAUCUAAACUAUUGAGUUUUGUGGAUAGAGGCCCUCCAUCUUGGGAUCAAUGUCCACAAUCCGAAAAGAAGAUAUCUGUGGAUGGAGCUCCUGAUCUUUUGAGAAUGAAUGCUUCUUCAGAUAGUUUAAGAAUAAGUUCUCCUCUCAUGCUGCAAUUGUCAGAUGAUACUAUCUCUGAGUCUGCUAAUAUGAUUGAAUCUAUAAAAGCCCGGCUUAUAGGGAAUGGUCAGACAGAGAAGAGGUCUAGCGAUGGGAGGGGAAAAGAUGAAUCUAACAUGGAAUCAUUGGAGAUAGCCAUGUAUCAAACUGUUCGCAACAAAAUUGAAAACAUGAUAAAUCAAAGCCUUACACGUGUAGAUCAUCAACCCCAUGAAGCUGAAAAUUGUUCGGAGAAAAAUUCUGUUGGUGGUCCAUCUACUUUGCAAGGUAGAUUUCCUGAUAUUCGAUCAAGACAAACUUCCAGGCGUCCUGAUGCUGGUUCAGAUGGGUUUCACCCUAUCGACUGUGAUGGGGUUUAUCUUUCAUCAUGUGGACAUGCUGUACAUCAAAGCUGCCUUGAACGAUAUUUAAAAUCCUUAAAGGAAAGGUCUGGCAGAAGAACUGUCUUUGAAGGUGCACAUAUUGUGGAUCUAAAAAAGAAAGAAUUCCUGUGUCCUGUAUGCCGCCGACUAGCCAAUUCUGUAUUGCCUGAAUGUCCUGGAGAUUUAUGUUCUGUCUCAAAGCUACAAGAUAGUCCACGUACUAAGUUACGUAGAAAAGAUGCACUGCAGCCUUCUCUUUGGCUCUCUGAAGCGUUGUGUCUACUACGAUCUGCUGCUGAAGUGAUCGAAGAUGGUGAUAGAGGUAAAACAGUUACUCCACAGGGAGAUGGACCAAGAAGGAAAGAUCUUAAAUCUGUCUCUAAAAUGCUCUGGGAUUUCUAUUUUCCCAAGCCAGAGGAUAAAACUCUAAAACGUCUGUGGCUACCACCACAAUCAAUCGUCAUGUGGGACACCCUUAAGUACUCUCUCAUUUCAAUGGAAAUUGGUACUCGUUUUGCCAAGAAUUCAAUGCUGCCUGUCUAUUGUAUUGACUCCUUGUAUGAAGAGUUGAAAACCUCUAAGGGGACUAUUUUGUCAGUUUUAUUACGAGUGGUACAGAGCUCCAGAACAAAGAAUACUAUUCAUGUUCGUCAGAGAUUUGUGGGUAUGAAGCAUCUUGCAGAGUCUAUAUGCUAUGGAGUUUCAAGUAGUUCUUCGAGCAGCAUAUUUGGAAGUGAAGGCACAACAGGUUCAUUGAAGAAUAUAGACCUGCUCUGGAAUCGAGCAUCCGAUCCAGUUCUUGCCCAUGACCCAUUUUCAUCACUGAUGUGGGCUCUCUUUUGUCUUCCUUUUCCUUUUCUCACGUGCGAGGAAUCUCUAUUGUCACUUGUGCAUAUUUUCCACAGUGUCUCGCUUGUUCAGACUGUAAUUGCUUAUUGUGCAUGUCGCCCAAGUGAAUUGAGUGAAUUAAAUUUUGGGGAAAACCUGCUUAAUGACAUCUCCAACGCUUUGAGAGAAUCAGGUGGUUGGGAGUAUUUCAGGUCGAACAAUAUGGAUUUGUCAUGUGAUAUAAAAGACACAAUCCGUAAAUAUAGUCUUCCUUUCUUGAGGAGAUGUGCGUUGUUGUGGAAGCUACUGAAAUCUACUCCUAGGAAGCUUCAUGAAGAGUCAGAUAUGUUUGAUUUGCCAUCUGACCCCACCACCGACAAUAUGGAUUUCAUAUACAGUCCCCAGUCUGAGCUGAAUCAUGUGCAAGAAUUGGAGAAAAUGUUUAACAUUCCACCUAUAGAUAUCAUUCUUAAUGAUGAACUUCUCCGUUCUUCAACCCAAAUAUGGCUCCAGCAUUUUCAGCGGGAAUAUAGAGUCAACAGAGUUAAAAGGUCCCUUUGCAUCACCCCUGUAGUUCCUUUCCAGCUAAUGAAAUUACCCAAUCUAUACCAGGACCUACUACAAAGGUGUAUAAAAAAACGUUGCGUCAACUGCACCAAAGUUAUCGAAGAACCUGUAUUAUGUCUUCUGUGUGGAAGUUUGUGUUCUCCCAUAUGGAGCCCUUGUUGCAGAGAAAGUGGUUGUCCUAAUCAUGCAAUUACCUGUGGUGCUGGUACUGGUGUAUUUCUUCUGAUACGGCGGACCACAAUUUUGCUACAAAGGUUUGCAAGACAAUCACCUUGGCCAUCUCCUUACCUGGAUACGUUUGGAGAAGAGGAUAUCGAUAUGAUCAGAGGAAAACGACUAUACCUGAAUGAAGAACGUUAUGCUGCUUUAACUUACUUGGUUGGUUCUCAUGGACUUGAUCGCAGUUCAAAAGUUCUCGGCCAAACCACAAUUGGAGCCGUCUUACAUUAAACGAUCUGCGUGCUAUUUCUCAGACAUUGAUCUCUAUGAGAUGGUAUUCAUAUGUUGCUUUGAAAUCAUCAGUUAAGAUUCUAAAGAUUUGAGAGCUUUUCUGAUGAUUUUUUUUUAUUUGAUUUCUGUCACUUUGGUUGAUUUCUUUAUUUGUGGAUAUAUGCGAUCAUGUUUGUAAAUAGAGUAUUAUUUCUUGGCAGUUGCAUAAUGUUUAUUUUUAACAAUACUAUCAUUGGUUAGUCUCUGUGCGCAGAUUUGCAUUGUUUCUUUUAUUUUAUUCAGGCUUACUACCUGAAAAUGGUCGAUAAACAUCCCAAUGAUUAAAAAAAAAGUGUUGAUUUUGAGAAGGUUUAUUUGUAAAAUUUUUGAUAUAUGUACAGAUUGAUCCAG
This is a messenger RNA of Arabidopsis thaliana (thale cress), 6769 nucleotides long. RefSeq names its product proteolysis 6 (gene PRT6). The transcript is spliced from 18 exons. Gene Ontology annotation, molecular function: ubiquitin-protein transferase activity; ubiquitin protein ligase activity; zinc ion binding. Bases 605 to 6379 code for a protein of 1924 amino acids. Gene Ontology annotation, biological process: ubiquitin-dependent protein catabolic process; protein ubiquitination; ubiquitin-dependent protein catabolic process via the N-end rule pathway. The record is from RefSeq and is marked reviewed. NCBI's taxonomy places the organism in Eukaryota, Viridiplantae, Streptophyta, Magnoliopsida, Brassicales, Brassicaceae.